Alnus glutinosa is the source of this 4569-nucleotide messenger RNA. RefSeq names its product histidine kinase 1. The record is from RefSeq and is a predicted model, not a curated record. Gene Ontology annotation, biological process: phosphorelay signal transduction system; phosphorylation. Lineage: Eukaryota; Viridiplantae; Streptophyta; Magnoliopsida; Fagales; Betulaceae. Bases 407 to 4153 code for a protein of 1248 amino acids. Gene Ontology annotation, molecular function: phosphorelay sensor kinase activity. The transcript has 13 exons.
AGCUCCACUGAAGUCGUGGAAUUUCCAAACAGCCCCUCCAAGAAUUUACUUGGCCAUGCUCUCUUCAUUGCUUUGCCCCAUCCGGUGGUGGCCUAAUUAAGCAUAUAUAUAUUUACAACCCUUUUCAUAUUUAGCCUCCGAUUUGUACUUCAACGGUCGAAUUUUGCAAAUGGGUCAUGAAUGUUGUGGAUGAGGUAUCAUCAGCCUCCCACCAUAGCAAUUGCAGCCAGAGGUGCCUCUUGCCUUGAAAAAGUGGGAAAUGACAUAAGAAAUGUAUUAUAAACGCCCACUCUCUCUCUCUCUCUCUCUCUCUCUCUCUCUGUGGCAUACACUAGCACACACAGACACAACACAGACGCACACAGGUUCUUGCUACUGCGUAUAUGCUUUAUAGUCUCAGAAGGGAAUGGAAAAAAAGGCAGAUGAAAUCCAUUCUAGAAGCUGUGAAUGUUCGCCAACUCCAAGCACACCAAUGGGUACUCCUCUGAGAAAGGUGUUGGAUAGGAUAUCAGGUUUUGCCACUCCUUGGAAAAGGGAGGGCACAGCUCCACGCGGUCGAAGAAUCUUUCACAGGGAUGUUGAACGAGAAGAGUUCCAGUAUGCUAGUACUCAUUGUCUCUCCUCUUACUACAGUGUCUUUGUGGCCCGCCUUGCUAUCAUGGUCAUGCUAGCCAUUUUAAUUGGGCUGCUAACCAUAUUGACAUGGCAUUUUACAAAGAGCUACACAACAAGGUCACUGAAUGGAUUAGCAUAUGGCCUUCGUAAUGAACUUCUACAGCGACCGAUUGUACGGAUGUGGAACAUCUUAAAUUCAACUUCUGAGAUAACAACAGCCCAGCUUAAGCUGUCAGAGUAUGUGUUCAGACGGUACAACAAGCCUGAUACUCAAGCAGAACAAGUUGAGCUGUAUCAAGCAAUGAGGGAUGUAACAUGGGCCCUAUUUGCGAGUCGAAAAGCUCUCAAUGCAAUAACUAUCAAUUACAGAAAUGGUUUUGUCCAAGCAUUCCAUAGAGAUCACCGGAGUAACAAUACAUUCUACAUCUACUCUGAUAUUGUAAACUAUUCAAUCAGUGCAAGUGGGUCUUAUGAUAUCAAGAUGCUGUCAACACAUCAAGGUUGGAAUGAUCAAUCCAUACAUGGUAACGUUUCUGCAAUUUGGUAUCAGGAACCCCUUGAUCCCCUCACAGGUGAGAAGACAGGAAAAGCAAAGCCAAUCCCACCAGAUGAUCUAAUCAAUAUUGCAGGCCUUUCACAAGUACCUGAUGGUGUAGCCUCGUGGCAUGUGGCAGUGAGCAAAUACUCAGAUUCACCCUUGCUUUCAGCAGCACUGCCUGUCUGGGACCCUUCAAAUGAAAGUAUAGUAGCUGUUGUGGGUGUUACUACAGCACUUUAUAGUGUAGGCCAGCUUAUGAAGGAGCUUGUUGAAGUCCAUAGUGGGCAUAUAUACUUGACAUCCCAAGAGGGUUAUUUACUUGCUACUUCCACAAAUGCUUCACUUGUGACAAAUUCAACAAAGGGAACCAACCUUAUGAUGGCUGUUGAUUCCGAUGAUCAUAUAAUACAAAUGGGAGCUCGGUGGUUGCAGAGAGCUUAUGGCAACAACUUUUCUCAAAGUCAUGAGAUUCAUGCAGAGAAUUUCAAGUUUGGCCACGAGCAGUAUUACAUAGACUCAUUUUUCCUAAAACUAAAGAGGCUUCCUUUGGUGGGGGUCAUCAUCAUUCCAAGAAAAAAUAUAAUGGGGAAGGUAGAUGAGAGAGCUUUCAAAACACUGGUUAUAUUGAUAUCUGCAUCUUUAUGUAUCCUAUUCAUUGGAUGUAUCUGCAUUUUCAUACUGACAAAUGGGGUGUCUAAGGAAAUGAAACUACGAGCAGAACUGAUAAGCCAUCUUGAUGCAAGAAGAAGGGCAGAGGCAUCUAGCAACUAUAAAAGCCAAUUUCUAGCAAACAUGAGUCAUGAACUGAGGACACCUAUGGCUGCAGUAAUUGGGCUGCUGGACAUUCUCAUAUGUGAUGAUUGCCUCACAAAUGAGCAAUAUGCGACUGUUACACAGAUUAGAAAAUGCUCAACAGCUCUACUCCGGCUUCUUAACAAUAUAUUGGAUUUGAGCAAGGUUGAAUCUGGAAAACUGGUGCUGGAAGAAGCUGAGUUUGACUUGGGGCGAGAACUCGAAGGACUUGUUGAUAUGUUCUCUGUGCAAUGCAUUAACCACAAUGUGGAAACUGUUUUAGAUCUCUCUGAUGAUAUGCCAAAAUUAGUUCGAGGAGACUCUGCCAGAGUUGUUCAAAUAUUUGCAAAUCUAAUCAGCAAUUCUCUCAAGUUUACAACAUCAGGUCAUGUCAUCCUCCGAGGAUGGUGUGAGAACUCAAAUAAUUCUUUCAUUGAUACUGGGAAGUUUGCUCUCGAUCAGAAGAAAUCAUGGACUACGCAUAAGGUAAAAUUGAAGCAACAGGGAAGCCAAAUGAAGAAGGCCUCCAAGAAAGAAAACAAAAUGGUUCUUCAGUUUGAAGUAGAUGACACUGGUUGUGGAAUUGAUCCAAGCAAGUGGGAGUCCGUUUUUGAAAGCUUUGAGCAAGCUGACCCCUCCACAACACGAACGCAUGGUGGCACUGGUCUUGGACUAUGCAUAGUACGGACCUUGGUUAACAAGAUGGGUGGAGAAAUCAAGGUUGUAAAGAAGGAUGGUCCAGGAACUCUAAUGCGACUGUACUUGCUUCUCAGUGCACCUGUAGAUGGCACAGAACAACAUUGUCAAGUAGAUUUUGCGAACCAUAGUUUAGUAGUUCUGCUUGCAUUACGUGGCAGCAUGGGUAGAUUGAUUAUGUCCCAGUGGUUAGAUAAAAUUGGAGUGUUCACCAUUAAAGCAUCUGAAUGGAAUGAACUGACACAGAUUCUUCGGGAACUCUUCAGUGCCAGAUGUUCAGUUCGUAAUAAUGGCUUUGAUGCACAGCGUUCACUGAGUGAACCUUUGAAGAAUAAAGUACUGAACAUACAAGAGAUGAGAAACCCGGUAUUCGUCAUAGUUGUUGAUAUAGGGCUACUAGACUUGAGCACAGAUAUAUGGAAGGAACAGCUUAACUUUCUUGACAGUUUCUUUGGGAAAGCAAAGUUUGCAUGGAUGCUUAAUCAUGAUACAUGCAAUGCCAUAAAGAUGGAGCUCCGCAGUAAAGGGAAUAUAUUGAUGGUGAAUUUGCCACUCUACAAGUCAAAGAUGAUUCACAUUCUGGAAGCUGUCAUAAAGGAGAAAAAUGUUGAACUGCAGAAAAAGAACUCAAAUGGUCUGAGAACUACCAAAGAAGGUGAUCUGCAUGAAUGCCUUGAGAUUGAUGCCACCCAGUUUGACAUUGCCAGCUCUGAUGAUUCUGAUAUGUCUGAAAUAGGUAGUUCUAAUUCUGUAGGUGUGUUUCAUACUGGGGAAAAACGAAGAGAGAGGACUAGAAAGCCUUGUUACCAGCAAAUUGACAACUGCUUAGUCGAACUCACUUGUGUACACUCAAAAGAAAAUAAUCUUACAGAAAAAAAUCCAUGUCAGGUUAGGCCCAACUCUCAUGAUGUUGAAGAUGAAGAAGCAUCCCUUUCUGCAGAACCUCAAGGUGAAAAUGCCGAAUGCCGGGAACGGCAUUUGGGUAGCAGACGGCCUACACUGCAAGGUAAUUUAUAUUCAAGUAAAGCUGUGAAUGAACAGAAAUCUCUUGAAGGCCUACGCAUACUGCUUGCAGAAGAUACCCCAGUGCUUCAGAGAGUUGCAACUAUAAUGCUGGAAAAAAUGGGGGCUACAGUUAUCGCUGUGGGAGAUGGUCUUCAGGCAGUAGAUGCUCUGAAUUGCAUGCUUAGUGCAGAAGAUUGUGGAAGAGGAUCUCUCUUUGAAGAUAGAAACACAAGAUCACAAACAGAAAUCAGGGGUUCCCCUCCAUAUGACUUGAUCCUAAUGGAUUGCCAAAUGCCAAAGAUGGAUGGUUAUGAAGCAACAAAAAUAAUCAGGAAAUCAGAAGCAGGAACCGCGUUGCACAUUCCCAUUGUUGCGCUGACAGCCCAUGCAAUGUCAUCCGAUGAAGCCAAAUGCUUGGAGGUGGGCAUGGAUGCUUAUCUAACAAAACCAAUUGACUACAAGCUGAUGGUCUCCACCAUUCUUUCACUCACUAAAACUGCGGCCUAACUUUCAUACAGCUAACAAACCAUUGGCUUUUGCAGCCUUGGGAUGUAAUUGGAUAGCAGUACACAGAAAAUGCAGUUUUAUACGUGCAUUUUAUAUAUAUAUAUAUAUAUAUAGAGAGAGAGAGAGAGAGAGAGAGAGAGAGAGAGAGAGAGAGAGAGGUUUUCCUAUGUGAUUCUAAGCAUAGACUCUCUACGAUCAAUGUUAUUUGGAGAAAAAAAAAUGUCAGAUAAUAUCUGUAUACACUACCUUCAGGUAAGCCUGAAAUGUAGGGAGUGUGAAUGCAUCGUAUAUGGAGCAGAAAAACAAGGUGGUUUUAUUUCUUAGAGUGGACACUGUUUUUCUAGGAAAUAUAUAUGGGCAUUGCUCUAAUUGAAUAUUUGAUGCUUGGUUAAUGUUACAAUAUUUUUCAUCUUUAA